Messenger RNA from Bipolaris zeicola 26-R-13, 1257 nucleotides. RefSeq lists its product as uncharacterized. The coding region runs from base 1 to 1257 and encodes 418 amino acids. Lineage: Eukaryota; Fungi; Ascomycota; Dothideomycetes; Pleosporales; Pleosporaceae. The record is from RefSeq and is a predicted model, not a curated record. The transcript is spliced from 3 exons. Gene Ontology annotation, molecular function: oxidoreductase activity.
AUGCGUACAGCCGCACUCCUUUGGCUUGCACCCGCAGCGUUGGCUAGCGCUAUUCCUGCGCUCGAGGAAACUUCUCCAGCCGCAUCAUUUGACAAGAGGCAGAAUGUUUCUCCGAACAUCUUGGGAGGAAAGGUCCUUCAGGCAGAUGUGUACGCUGGAAUUGCUGCCAUCAACCAGCAGAUCUUCCAGGCCACACAGCAAAACGAGCAGUUCAAGAAAUGCAACCCCUUGAACAUUGUUGUUCGCAAGGAAUGGGCUACCUUCACCAAGCCGGAGAAGACCAAUUACAUUCAGGCGGUCCAAUGCAUGUCCAAGCUACCCCCGAAGACGCCCAAGGCCGAAUGCCCGGGCUGCCGGAACCGAUACGACGACUUCGUAGCUGCGCAUAUCAAGCAGACGUUCUCGAUCCACAACACUGGAAACUUUCUUCCGUGGCACCGCUACUUCACGUGGGCAUAUGAACAGACACUGCGAAAGGAAUGUGGCUACAAGGGCUACCAGCCGUACUACAACUGGCCGCGAUGGGCUGACGACCCCAUCAAGAGCCCUGCUUUUGACGGCUCUGUCACGUCCUUGAGUGGCAAUGGUGUGCUUGGAUGCACUAACCAAACCUUUUAUGGAAUUCCAACGAAUGCAGAGCCGAAGAUCAAGAUUCCCAAAGGCAGCGGUGGAGGCUGCGUAGCCUCUGGACCCUUCAAGGACUGGAGCGUCAAUCUUGGACCCGUCUUCACGGACUCGCUCUGUGUACCUCCCAAUCCAAUCUCUGACUUCACGGAUCCCAACAUGGGGCUUGGAUAUAACCCCCGUUGUCUCAAGCGAGACAUUUCAUCGUGGACAUCCAGACAGUGGACCAAUGACGAGAUGGUAGUGAAGCUGCUCAAUAGCCCAGACAUGAAGACUUUCUGGACCGACAUGCAAGGUGGUGAUCCCUCUUUUGAUAAUAACUUCAUGGGCGUGCACACUGCGGGGCACUUCCACUUGGGCGGUGAUCCUGGAUCGGAUUUCUUCACUUCUCCCGGUGACCCAUGGUUCUUCCUCCACCACGGACAGAUUGAUCGUGUGUGGUGGACGUGGCAAAACAUCAACCCUGCCGAGCGUACCAACGCCAUCUAUGGAACUACCGUUAUUUCUGACCCCACCGCGCCUGCAACUAAGCUCACCGACAAGAUGACGUUGGGCUAUGCCUAUCCAGUGGACAUUACGGUUGCCGAUGCGAUGACUACGAUGGGAGGACCUUUCUGCUACACGUACAUCUAG